CAUUAAUGGGGGUCAGUCCUUCAAUUUCUUAACUUCUCCCCAAAACUAACUCACAAUCCCAGCAUCAAUGAAGCUGUUUGAAGCCACGCACAUUUUCGGCCACUCGUGGGACAAGCUCACGCUCGCCUCCUUCCGCAAGUACCCAAACCCCUUCUCCCCACACGUCGUCUCUGUCGACGUCGUCAACCGCUACGUGGACCCUGCCUCCGGAAAACUCAUCACACACCGACUCGUCACGAUGGAAUCGGGAUUGCCUGGAUGGCUGUCCCGCGUUAUGGGCUUCACCGCAGCCCACUGCCAUGUCCACGAGACGUCCGAGGUCGACCCGACCACGCAAACGAUGACUCUGCGCACGAAAAACCUCAGCUGGAGCGAUCUGUUCACUGUCGAGGAGAUGUGCCAGUACGCACAAGACCGCAACGACGCCUCUCGCACCGUCUUCACCCAGGAGGCGCGCAUUCACGCGUUUGGCUCGCUCGCAACACUCCGCUCCCGCAUCGAGGGCGCCAUGCUCGACCGCUUCCGAUCCACUGCCGCCAAGGGCAAGGAAGCCAUCGAGUUUGUUUGCGAGUCCUUGAGUCUCGAGCAACAAGAGGCCACGAUCUCGUCUGCCUAAGCACGCACGCACGCAAAGCAAUGCCAAAAAAUUCCGUUAACGCCCGCUGUAUCUCUAUUCUUUCUUCGCCCCCCCCCCUUCUUUCUACACCGCGAUCUCGCUGUUUGGUUGUCGCAAGGACGCGCUGCUGCUCCAUCUCUGGUAUGAGGAGCCAGCUCGUGGUGGUAGAUGCCAUUUGUUGAUUUUUUGUUUGUUUGUUUGUUGUUGUUGUUUUGUUUGUUUCCGUGAUUUUUGUGUGUGCCGUGUCUUCUUGUUAACGCGCUGCCAAUGUUGGGUUGCAACCCAACAUUGUGCGGCAUUCUUCACCCCCUCAUUAUAUCAAUUUGAUCCUU
Molecule: messenger RNA, 948 nt
Organism: Capsaspora owczarzaki ATCC 30864
Lineage: Eukaryota; Filasterea; Ministeriida; Capsasporidae
Exons: 2
Coding region: 68-616 (182 amino acids)
Biological process (GO): phospholipid transport
Cellular component (GO): mitochondrial intermembrane space
Molecular function (GO): phosphatidic acid transfer activity
Source: RefSeq, a predicted model, not a curated record